GCAACAGCCUCCAUCCUCACACACCCUCGCGCUCGCACGUGCUCCCCGCAUGCGGCCGCCCGUACUCAUAAAACACUCCGCUCCUCUGGUUUCUAAUGGUCCGACAUACUGCACGCUGCCUGGCACGCUGAUCGGGAGCGUAGAUGGUAGUAAAGCGGGACGGCGGCGGCGGCGGCUCGGCUGCAGCAGCUGCACUGGGACGCUGCUGUUUGCUUUGGUCUAGUGGUGCAUAAUCUGUGUGGGACCCGGUGUUAGGCCUGUGUGAGUGUCGCCUCCGUCAGAGUGUGAGGCCGACGGGCUCCCCAGUGGUUACGGGUCCAGGGAUUCCAUCCUCAGACCCGGUGCUAAGAAGGACUGGAAAAGACGAAGGCGCGUAGGGCGGCUGAAUAGCUGCAGCAGCUGGGAGCAGGGCCACGCCGGCGCCGAGGCGGCCAAGGGCAAGCAGCAGUCCGCCUUCGGACUGGGCGGAGGUGCAGCCAUGCGCUGCUCCACGCUGCUGGCCAUCCUCACGGGGGUGCUUCUCUACCUGGUGCUGGGCGCCGUGGUGUUCCGCGCGCUGGAGGCCCCGCGGGAGGAGGGCAAGCACAUGCAGCUGCAGGACACGCGCCGGGACUUCCUGCUGAACUUCACCUGCAUCGGCCCCGAAAACCUGAAGUUCCUAAUACAGGAGGUGAUGGAUGCAGCUGGAGCCGGCGUGGAUCCCACCAGCAACGAGACCUUCGUCAGCCAGUGGAAUCUGGCCAGUGCCUUCUUCUUCUCCGGGACGAUCAUCACAACCAUCGGCUUCGGGAACAUUUCUCCAAAGACGGAGGGAGGCCAGCUCUUCUGCAUUUUCUACGCUCUGGUGGGAAUCCCCAUGUUUGGCAUCCUCCUGGCUGGAGUUGGAGACCACCUGGGAACCGGGUUGAGGAAGAUGGUGGCCAAAAUAGAGAAUCUCUUCCUGAAGUGGCGCGUCAGUCCCACCAUCGUGCGAGUGAUCUCGGCCGUCCUCUCCAUCCUGCUCGGCUGCCUGCUCUUCGUUGCCGUGCCCAUUUUCGUCUUCCAAGAGGUGGAGGGAUGGAGUCUUUUGGAGUCGGCCUACUUCGUGGUGAUCACCCUGACAACAGUGGGGUUUGGAGACUAUGUGGCAGGGGACUCUGGAUAUGCUGGGAGCGACCACUGGUACAAGCCUCUGGUGUGGUUCUGGAUCCUGCUGGGUCUCGCCUACUUUGCAUCCAUCCUUACAAUGAUCGGCAACUGGCUCCGGGUUCUUUCUAAAAAGACCAGAGCUGAGAUGGAGGAACUGAGAGCCCACGCCACCGACUGGACUCAGAACAUCCAGAAUAUGUCGGUGAACGUCCGCAUUCCGGGAAAGAUCGACGACCCCUUCAAGCGGCGCCGGCGAAAGCGCCGCCACGCCUCCCACAGCCACGGCCACAGUGGGUCGGCCGCGGGGGGGCCUGAGGGGAAAGACGAGCAGGACGGGAGUCAGACAGAAUCCGGGUCCUCGUCCUCCUCCUCAUCCAACGAAUCGGGGUCCGGGUCCGAAACAGACUCUCAGGGCACUCAGACGGAUCGAGUGCCCGAGGAGAAAACUGCAGAACCCGAGAAGGACGAGGUUCCUCCAGACGCCCACCUCUCUCAGCCUCUCGAUUACUUCGGGGAGAACCUCGCCUUUAUUGACGAGUCCUCCGAUACGCAGAGCGUCAAGCUGCAUUUGGACCCUCUCCUGGAGGCGACACAGCCCGGCUCUCCAAACUCCCGUCAGGCAAAGCGGCGGCGACACCGGAGGCCCGUUCCACAGAGACGGCCCAGGAUCAGCUCCUCCAACCCCGAAAGGAAGACGCCCAACGGAAGCCCCAAACCAGUGCCAGAUCUCCCACUGAAGCCAUGAGAUUUGAGCCGGACACGGAGAGUUGCAUCUAGCGAGAUACGACAGAGGAGUUCCUAGUGUGGAAAUUAGUUUGUGUAUAUAUUACGAAUGCCUUAGACACUUGUGGUUUGCAAUUAAUGCUCUUAGCAUGCGAGUGUGUUACGCCUCAGUCGGAGAUCACGGAGGGAUCAUCUUUGACGUUGGCUGAGCAGCGACUGCUCUCUACUGGGCCACCACAGAAAUGCACUAGAGGAACCUCUGCCUUUAAUUCAUCCGACUAUUUCAAGAGAGAGGAGAGAGCAACCGGACGCCACAGCAGCGUUCUGGUCUGGGAGCGGUUUCUCUUAAAUCCUGCCAUCAGUUAAACGGGUACAAAGGAGGCUCCUGUAGGGUUUCGGUAUGUCACGAAACUUUUUAAAAUUAAUGCGUGCAACCUUAAUAUUUGCAUUUUGAUGAUUGAAUGCAUCCAUCCAUCCAACUGUACUGCAUAUCCAUAAUAAAGGUUUUUAAU
Betta splendens (Siamese fighting fish) is the source of this 2363-nucleotide messenger RNA. RefSeq names its product potassium channel subfamily K member 4 (gene kcnk4b). The transcript has 8 exons. Gene Ontology annotation, biological process: potassium ion transmembrane transport; stabilization of membrane potential. Gene Ontology annotation, molecular function: potassium ion leak channel activity. NCBI's taxonomy places the organism in Eukaryota, Metazoa, Chordata, Actinopteri, Anabantiformes, Osphronemidae. Gene Ontology annotation, cellular component: membrane. Bases 479 to 1873 code for a protein of 464 amino acids. The record is from RefSeq and is a predicted model, not a curated record.